Molecule: messenger RNA, 697 nt
Organism: Theobroma umbraticum
Lineage: Eukaryota; Viridiplantae; Streptophyta; Magnoliopsida; Malvales; Malvaceae
Product: membrane-anchored ubiquitin-fold protein 3-like
Molecular function (GO): protein binding
Source: RefSeq, a predicted model, not a curated record
AUGCCGGAGGAGGAUUUGGUGGAUAUAAAGUUCAGGCUUUAUGACGGGUCGGAUAUCGGGCCGUUUCGGUAGGCCACAUCCACGGUGGAUAUGCUAAAGCAAAGAAUCGUCUCUGAUUGGCCCAAAGGUAAGGCAAUUAUCCCAAAGGCAGUGAAUGAAGUCAAACUGAUAAGCUCUGGUAAAAUGUUGGAGAACAGCAAGACUGUUGGUCAGUGUAAAGUACCCUUUGGUGAAGUUGCAGGUGGGGUUAUCAUAAUGCAUGUUGUAGUACAGCCAUCUCUUGUAAAAACUAAAACAGAAAAGAAGAUUGAUGAUUCACCCAGAAAGAUUGUAUGCUCAUGUUCCAUUUUAUGAGGGCAAACAUGCUAGAGUUGGAAAAUUGUUAUGCUGGUAACAAUGUUUAGGAACAGAAGCAUCGUCUCUGAGUAUCCCAUGUGUGUUUAUUGCAAAGUCCAUCUGUACAAGUUCUUUUAAUGGAGUGAUGAUGAUGUGCAUUUUUCUUUUCUUUGGUUCCUUCAGUCUCCUUUUGGUUCUUUCCAAAUAGUAGCUUGAAUCAUUUGUAAAGCUGUAUAGACUGCUCCAUGUAAAGACAAAAUGUACACCAAAUUGUAAGGAGAAAUGCCUUUGUAUAAAUGCUAUCCGUUACUAAUAAUGAAUUGUUUCUGUUCGGCCUGCUAUGGCUGAAUAGGUCUUUUCA